Phytophthora infestans T30-4 is the source of this 870-nucleotide messenger RNA. RefSeq lists its product as uncharacterized. Gene Ontology annotation, biological process: tRNA methylation. The transcript has 2 exons. Bases 1 to 870 code for a protein of 289 amino acids. Gene Ontology annotation, molecular function: tRNA (guanine) methyltransferase activity. The record is from RefSeq and is a predicted model, not a curated record. Lineage: Eukaryota; Oomycota; Peronosporomycetes; Peronosporales; Peronosporaceae.
AUGGACCCUUCGGCGUUGAUUCAGAUGGUCAACGUGCUGUCUCUCACGCUGGCUCAACUGGCUGGGUCACUGGUCCAGGCCUCGAAGGAUAUUGAUAGUUUGUUAGAGGAAGUCUGGACGGCGUACAACGACAGCAAGGCCAAGCCUGACGCGCUCACUCGAGCUGUCGUGACGUGUAUGUUCCAGCCAGUAUUCCUGCUGCGAGCUGAGCUGACUUCGACGAUGAAGCUCUGGCUGGCAGGGUUUAUCCGCUUUGGCUCGAGACACAGACCCAACGUGGUCUUCCACUUGGCGUGUCGCUUAUGUCAAACGUGGCGUGCACACCCAGUGUCGGCUCUGUCCUUUGUAGACGAGCUGGUGGAGCUGCUGCUGUAUAAGGAACCUUUGAUCGACGAGAAGGAGCAGCUGGCAACGGAUGCGGGUGCUCCAUUCCAAGGAUUCCAAGGCUAUUCUCCUCUCGAUGGCAACCAGACAGCAGCGGUCACGACCCACGCCAAGGACAGAUUUGUGCGGCUUGUCAUGUUGAGCUUCGUGGACGACGUCGCUGUCGACAAGAGCUCGUCCAGUAACGAUACGCAGCAGCUCUUUGAUGCUCUGACAGCUCGACUUCUGAAGCUCAAUGUGACGCCUGAGUGGCAGAAGCAACACAUGCUCAACAGCGAUGGGUUCGGCAAGAAACUGCGCUCCUGGCAGGCUCUCUGCAUCGUCAGUGCACACGUGACCAAGUCGCAGCUGACAGAGUUGCUUCCUACUCUAGCUACUGCAUUUGCUGUGCCUCAACUGCCCAGUGUUCGCUACUACAUGGAGCUGUUCGUAUCUGCUGGCCAAGGUGCUUCCUCGCCACAUCCACUACUUGAAACAAAGCUCUAA